AUGAAGAGAGGAGGUGGGGGGGUGGCCGCAGCAUCCCCUCUUACUAACCCCCACAUCCCCACCCCCAAUCAACCAACCCCCUUUAACCUCACCCCCCAUUUCAAACGCCCCCUCGAACCACACUCCCUCCCCCCUUUUCUUCCUCCAUACCCCUCCCCACCUACGAUGAUCCCUGUACAGUCCUUCACAGGUGGGGCUGCUGGUCACAAGUGGGGCUGCUGGUCACGGGUGGGGCUGCUGGUCACGGGUGGGGCUGCUGGUCACGGGUGGGGCUGCUGGUCACAGGUGGGGCUGCUGGUCAUAGGUGGGGCUGCUGGUUACAGGUGGGGCUGCUGGUCACAGGUGGGGCUGCUGGUCACAGAGCUGGUGCCUGGUGCUGGCGUGACGGCGGUGGUGCUGGUGCUGGUGAUUGGCUGUGCUUCUGGUGCCUGGUGCUGGCGUGACGGCGCUGGUGCUGGUGCUUGGUGCUGGCGUGAUGGCGCUGGUGCCGGUCAUUCCGCCGCCACUCCCUUCCCCCUUUCCCUCUCCCCCCCACAGCGUUCCGCCGCCAAUUCCUUCCCCUCCUCCCUCUCCCACCCACAGCGACCCCCGCUGCACACGCGAACAGUCGCGACGGGAAGGGAGGGUGGGGGUGACAGGCAAGGGGCCGGGGGAAUGCGAUGGGUAGAGCGAGGAGUCAGGAGGGAAGAAAACGGGACGGGGGGGGAGAAGGGCCGCGACGACCACCACAGACGCCGUCCCCUUCAUUCCUGA
Messenger RNA from Closterium sp. NIES-65, 753 nucleotides. The record is from the annotation of a GenBank genome assembly. NCBI's taxonomy places the organism in Eukaryota, Viridiplantae, Streptophyta, Zygnematophyceae, Desmidiales, Closteriaceae.